AUGGCUACCCUUACGACCCUAACAGAUAAUCAAACUCCACAAACUCCAAAUGAAUGGAAUGAGUCUACCACUCCUCGCAAUGAUUCAGAUUCAAAUUUGAAUCAUGCAAUUAAUGCAUCAAUGGUAGAUGAGAAAAAUCUCCAAAGAGCAUUAUCGGAAAGUCUUCGAGAUAAAUCUACAGGUGGAGGUUAUGACAGUCAAGCUCUUGUUCUAUACAAUAAUGUUUUUAAUAAUUGGUCGGAUCCAGUACAACCAAUGAAACGUAUGAAGUUGGACACAACUCCGCUUGGGUUAAGAGCAAUUUCACAAUAUGGUUAUGCCGGUUCAUUGUUCCAAGCAUUAUUUCAUAUACCAAUAUUUCGAUUGGCUUUAUUAGCAUAUCGGCCAUCUCGAGAAAAUUGGGGCGCAGUAGAAGGUUAUUGGAAGGGAACUGCGAUGGGAUUACAAGUUGAGGAUAAUCAAAUGAGUUUUCAAUCAUCAGACUUCAUAUCUCAAUUAUGUACCCUUAAGUUUAUGCAUGAAUUUCAAAAACUUUUCGGGUUUUUGUCCUUGAGUAAAAGAACAUAUGGAGACGCUAGUUACUUGAUGUCCGCUUUGGAUUAUCAGGAUAAUAAGAUUUGGAAUGAUUGGGAAGCUUCUGUUCAAGAAUUUCUUAAUAAACUACUUAGUGUAAUUAUGCGUUCAUUAGCGUUGCGUGAUCUUAUUAAACUUGAAUCCGAGAUUCCAGAUUCUAUAGCAGAUGUUGGGUUUGAUAUAUUGUUAAAGUCACGUACCAGGAACGAAACCAUUAGGAAAUAUGAAGACUAUAAUUAUCAACCUGAAAGAAAGGAUGAUGAAGUUUUGAAAAUUACUCCGAGUUGUAAUACAAUUUAUGCUGCGUUUGAUCGAAAAGUACGAUCUAAAGCAGAGACGAUGCAUAAAUUGUUUUUCAUAGAUAUUGCAAAGAUUUUGAUUUUAAACUUGAAACAAGACGGAUAUACUGAUAAUAGUUUCACAUCUUCUUUUGGAAGUACGGGAUUUCAGAUUCCUAAGGAAUUAUAUAUGGAUCGAUAUAUGCUGAGUAAAGCAGAUGAUGUUGAGAGACGAUGGCAACACUUGGAGGACCUUAAGGUAGAACUAGAAGACAUAAAUCAGGAUAUUAAAAAAAUAACAGAAUUUCAGGGAAGACAUGAUGGUUCAGAUUUACUCAAAGGUUCGAUUGAUUAUUUUCGUCGUAAAUGCGGUAAAGCAAGUGAUAAUGGCGUUGAGGACGAAAAUGCGCAAAAAGUAUGUUCCUUCUUAGAGGGGGUUUUAGAAAAUGUUGAACAGAAGCUUAGAGUCCUCUUGGAGAAAAAAGAUGAAAUAGAUGGAAAAAUUAAGGACAUUUUUGAUACACCAGAUAUGAAAACAGUCGUUUAUCGGCUCAAGGCUGUUUUAGUGCGUGAUAGUCAAUUUGGACAAGGACAACAUUAUGCCUAUAUAAGAGGCAAUAAAACUGAAACCAAUUAUUCUAGUAACGAUGAAAAUGGUAGUUGGUGGAAAUUCUGUGAUACGACUGUUUCAGAGACAUUUGAAGAACAAGUGCUCAAUGAUAUGUCAGGACCUUACGUGAACUCUGGCGUGUAUACUCUUAUCUACGUUGAUGCUGAUUACGAUUAUAACAUUUCGGAAAUUAAUGAUGUUAUCAUUCCUUCACUUAAGGAUUAUGUGGAAAAGGAUAAUCACGCACUUGAAGAUGAAUUAUUUAGUAAUAAUGAUCCUGUGAACAAUCAAGAUGAAUAUAUGAUUACUACGGAAGAAACUGAAUAUCAGAAUACUCAAGGGGAAUGGAAUUCUGAUUCUACAUAUAGUGGCGGUAAUGAAGAAUUAAAUGAACAAAAAAUUAUGCAAAAAAUUGAUAGCCAAAUCGAAAUUACUAUACGUCAGGCGGAAAAUAUGCUUGAACAAAUUGAUUUGUUUAAAAACUUAAUGCAUAAAUAUUACGAUACUAACCAUAUAGAUUUGGAAUGGGAUGAACCUUCUCCGCUGGAUACUAGAUAUCGAGACGAAUCACCUUAUAAAGAAUAUGUAGAACUCUUUAACAAAUAUAAACAGAUAACUGUGUAUUUUGUUGAAGGGUUAGAACGUAUUAAGAGUGAUGAAUACAAUCAUGCGCUUGUUUACUUUAAGCAUGCAAUAAACCUGGAAAAUGACUGGCUCAACCAGCUUGUUGUAGAGGACGAAAAAGGAAAUCUGGUAACUCUACAUGGAGAAAAAUUACGACGUUCAAAUGAAAUUGAUGCUUAUGCUAGAGCAUUGCUUAAUAAUUUCGAUUCUAAAUAUCUUGAUGCUAAAUAUGUUAAGCGUGGACUUGAAGAUGCAUUACGCGCUUUAUCUUUACUUGUGGGAUAUAUUGGAGCAUCAAAUUGUGCAGAGGAUGAAUUAUUUAAAAAGCUUAAAAAUGAUGUGUUUCAGUGUUUAAGUGAACAAUAUGAAGAUGAGGAAGAACAGGAAUUAUUGCGCGAAAUAAAUGAAAAAUAUACGCAACCUGAUGAAUCGUUGAAGUUGAAACCUCUUGAGAAUAGCAGUUUACCUUACGAUGAAUAUACUUUGUAUGAUCGGUAUAAUAUACUUUUGAAAGAUUGUAGUACAAAUUUAAAGAAAUAUAAUGUACCAUAUAUUCAAUAA
Molecule: messenger RNA, 2646 nt
Organism: Funneliformis caledonium
Lineage: Eukaryota; Fungi; Glomeromycota; Glomeromycetes; Glomerales; Glomeraceae
Source: the annotation of a GenBank genome assembly